AUGAGGAGGCUUUCGUUUUCCUGUAAGAGAAGAGGCCAAGAAGAUAAUGAUGCUAUUGCUUCUGGAGCUGAGGAGGAGAAUGUGGUUGCCAGGUUUGGUUCUGAUGAAGAAAGUGGCAUCCGAAUUCCUACCCAAGCGCAGUCCCUUGUUGAAGGUUCUACUACAAUUAUGAUGUCAGAGCCUAAACCUGUCCCUGAUGUAGACUAUCUACAGGAGCUGCUAGCCAUUCAACAACAAGGGCCUAGAUCUAUCGGUUUCUUUGGAACGAGGAAUAUGGGCUUCUUGCAUCAGGAACUCAUUGAGAUUCUGAGUUAUGCUUUAGUUAUAACAAAGAACCAUAUAUACACCUCAGGUGCCUCUGGCACUAAUGCUGCUGUUAUUCGAGGGGCGUUGAGAGCAGAGAAACCAGAAUUGCUCACAGUGAUUCUUCCACAGAGUUUGAAAAAGCAACCGCCAGAAAGCCAGGAACUGCUUGAAAAGGUACAGAAUGUGAUCGAAAAGCCUUACAAUGAUCACCUGUCGUUGGCCGAAGCUAGCAGGCUGUGCAAUAUGGACAUAAUCUCACAAGUACAGCAAGUGAUUUGCUUUGCAUUCCAUGAUAGCCGAUUGCUAAUGGAGACCUGCGAAGAGGCCAAGAGUAUGAGGAAAAUUGUGACUCUGUUUUACCUGGACUAA
Molecule: messenger RNA, 675 nt
Organism: Linum tenue
Lineage: Eukaryota; Viridiplantae; Streptophyta; Magnoliopsida; Malpighiales; Linaceae
Source: the annotation of a GenBank genome assembly